This is a messenger RNA of Funneliformis geosporum, 405 nucleotides long. The record is from the annotation of a GenBank genome assembly. Lineage: Eukaryota; Fungi; Glomeromycota; Glomeromycetes; Glomerales; Glomeraceae.
AUGACGGAAGAAACUAUUCUGCUUAGUAAUCAUGAUAAUGAAGAAGAAUCAUCUAAUCAACCCACUCUUAAACCUUCUAAUAAACGCUCAAAAAAACAAAAAUCAUCAGAACACAUUCCCAAAAAAGUAAGAACACUUGAAAAAACACAUAAAUAUAAAAGUAUUAUGAGUCCAUUAUUAAAAGAAAUUAAAAAACGGAUAAAACCAAAAAAUAUAAGAUCUCAAUAUGUAGAUAUAGAAGAAAUUGCUGAUAUCUUUAUAGAAAAAGAAGAAGAAGAGAAAGCUGAAUGUGAAAAUAUAAAAAAUGCAUUAGAAAAAAGGCUAAACCUGAAUGAACCAUUUAAUACUACUGGAAUGUUAGAAAAAGUAAAACUUAAUUUGUAUAAUACAAUGGAAUUAUAUUGA